CCUGUUCCGUCGCGAGAGGCUUUUCGCCCCAGGAGUCGCACGCGCCUGCCCGCGCGCGCGCCUGGGCGGCAGCAGAUGGCGGCGGACCAGGCGCUCGGUGUGGUCAGGCAGAUCCAGGCUCUGGCCGAGGGGCCACAGACGCCGCAGAUGCGCGCCCUCCUGGGCCAGGUCGUGCCCUCCCUGCUGGCCUUCCUGGAUCACCCCGACAGCCGCGUCAGGCUCAACUCCGCCAGGGCGCUGCGGAACCUGUCCGCAGGCUACCCGGAGGACGUGGCCGCCCUCGACCUCGGCAGGGCGCGGGGCGCACUCGGCCGCGUCAGGGAGUCCCGGGCCACCGGGGCCGCGGACGGCGACGCCGAGGAGCUAGAGGGCAUCCUAGCGGAGGUGCUGGAGGCCAGCCUGCCCUGGGGGGCCAGCGCCACAUCCACGGCAGCCUCCACGCCGCCGCCGGGGUGCGCCCAUCGCCCUACGUGGCCCGCGCUGUCAGACGCAGGGGACGAGGCCUGCCCGCCGCCGCCCGCGGCGAGCGCUGCGUCGUCCUCCUGGCGCCCGCGCGCUGCGCCCGCCGCCCCCGGCGGCGCCGUGGGCAGGGGGGAGGUGGUGCUGAAGGUGGGGGAGCACGCCGACGGGAAGGUGAAGGCCACCAUCCUAGAGCAUGUCGUGGCCAUCUCCGGCGUCGUCAGCGUCACCUUCGAGGGCGAUUUCGUCAUCGUCAGCGCCCGCUCCGCCGCCGUGGCCGCCGACGCGGCAUUCCUGGCCGACGUGCUGGCCGCGAUGAGGGCGCAGGGCAUCGAGGGGGUGUCCCUCGUGAGCGCCGGCGGGGCGGGGGCCUCCGGCGGUCCGGGCCCGGGCGAGCCCGCCCCGGCCGCGGCCAGCUCGGCGCGGGCUGUGCCUGCCAGGCACCAGGUCGAGAUCUUCGACGUGUCGACGCCGGAACUCAGAGGGGGAAGAGGCUACCUCGACGACGAGGGCGACGAGGACGAGGUGGUCCUCAGCGGGUCGUGCGGCGACGCGGUGCUCCUCGGUGCGCCCGCGGGCCCCGCGGGGGCGCUCGUCGGCGGCCACAGUGGUCGUUCUUCUCGCAGUCCAACUGGAUGACGGGCAGGAAGGUGCAAGAGUUCGACGACGACCCUUGCAUCGCUGCCAGGCUCGCCAAGGCCAAGCGGCGCGAGGAGGCCAGGAAGGAGGAGAACAGGUCGCGCCUGGGCUUCGUCACCUCCUGGCUAGGCAUGGGCUCCUAGCCCAGCGCCAAAGCCGGGCGCGAAGCACUGCCUCUGACGGAACCGGGCGUGGAGGGACCAGCUCAGGAAGAGGGUAGGGAGGAGGAGG
Molecule: messenger RNA, 1329 nt
Organism: Prorocentrum cordatum
Lineage: Eukaryota; Dinophyceae; Prorocentrales; Prorocentraceae
Source: the annotation of a GenBank genome assembly